CGGGCACGAUGGUCCUCCGCCUUCCCAGGGUUCCCGGAAGGGAAGGUGAAGGAGAAGGACGCUCGGUGCGAUGGCUGCUUACUUGACGCACCAGCAGAAAGUGCUUCGACUUUACAAAAGGGCGCUGCGGCAUUUAGAGUCCUGGUGCAUUUUCAGAGACAAAUACCGUUUUUAUGCCUGCAUGCUGCGAGCAAGAUUUGAUGAACAUCAAGAUGAAACAGACAUGGUCAAGGCCACUAAGUUGCUGAAGGCUGGUGAGGAAGAAUUCUGGUCCAAGCAGCAUCCUCAACCUUACAUCUUCCCUGAUUCUCCAGGAGGCACAUCCUAUGAAAGAUAUGAAUGCUACAAGGUACCUGAAUUCUAUUUAGAUUACUGGCAUCCAUCUGAGAAGGCGAUGUACCCAGAUUACUUUGCCAAACGAGAACAAUGGAAGCAGCUUCGCCUUCUGAGUUGGGAUAAAGAGAUGAAGCAACUGCAGGAGGAAGUGACUGAAAAUCCUAAGAGUGAGACUCUGCCUCCAGCCCGUAAAGAAGGAGAGUUUCCUCCAUUGUGGUGGAACAUCGUCACAAGACCCCGUGAGCGCCCAAUCUAAAGCUGAAGUGGAUAGUUAAUGUCAGUGUUGUCAAGAACAGAGCAUGAAACUGUUGACAUCAGUUUCAAAAUAAACUCGAUGAAGUCUAAUAAAUAUCUGAAAUUAA
This is a messenger RNA of Amblyraja radiata (thorny skate), 698 nucleotides long. It is a transcript of the gene ndufb9, whose product is annotated as NADH:ubiquinone oxidoreductase subunit B9. The record is from RefSeq and is a predicted model, not a curated record. Gene Ontology annotation, biological process: mitochondrial electron transport, NADH to ubiquinone. The transcript is spliced from 4 exons. Gene Ontology annotation, cellular component: respiratory chain complex I. Bases 71 to 592 code for a protein of 173 amino acids. NCBI's taxonomy places the organism in Eukaryota, Metazoa, Chordata, Chondrichthyes, Rajiformes, Rajidae.